CCCUCUGACAGUAACCAGCUGAUUCUGGCACGCAUCCGGCCCUUAUCUGGCGUAGAUCCACCGGAUCUGCGCCGGAUUAGGGCCGGAUCCAUUCCAGACAGCUGCUAUCUGCAUGUGCUACAAAACUGAGAAGCUAGCAUUCAAACUCGAUAAGGCCCAUUACUGCAUCAACAUGUAUCACAUUGUGAAAUUUGUUGACACUGAAGAGGUGGAGGUAGUGCCGGCAAACUGGGUCAAGGAUGGCGUCUGUCUAUGGCCUCCCUACAAAACCCAGAGGAUCCUGAAAGCCUCAAGGUGCCAGGAACAGCCAUGUGCAAACUGGCUUCCAUUUAAAGUAACCCUAGUGCACACUGCAGCCAGUUACAGUGACGCACACAGGAAGCUGUCAUUGCUUGAGGACCAAGCUGAUCUUCAUUCAGAUGUUGAACCAGGGAGUUCCAAACGAAAGCGGGAGAUGAUGAUGAAUGAUUCUGAGGACAGUGAACAAAUGCACGAGGGCAUGCCAUCCAAUGCGCCCACAGUCAUAUGUCAGCACUGUGGAUCCCCCAAUGACAUUCCUGCCAUGCCUGAGACAAACAGCAGGGGGACUGAUCCUGUCUGCACACUCCUACACAAUCUGCUCACAAACCAAGAGCUGAUCCUGGAGCAGCUGAAUGUCAUCUCCAGGACCAUCGAGCCUCCGCAGGGAAACAGCAAGGACGACGGAGACAACGAGCUGGAGCCAGGUCUCCUUCCGCUGAAGGAGCUUGACACUCUGCAUGACCUGGAGGCUCGGUUGCUCUUUAGCUCUGACCUAAAGCAUAAAUUGAUCAACACACUGGCUCUAAGAGGUGGGAUGAAUGUUAAGGAUUGUGUUUGGAGAAUGAUGAGUCACCUCCUCACCAAUACGCUUGCCUUGAAGAUCAACUGGAGAGGCAUCAAUGGCAAAACGGCCUUCCAUUCCCUUCAAUUAAAAGAUGUUUUGACAAGAGCGGUUCGGCAAAAUCGCAUGACUUCUGAGUCCUCGGAUAUGGAAAUUGAAGCUGCAAUUAAACGGUGGCUACAGCUUGCGGCUGACAGGGAAGGUGGUAGAAAGGCGCGUCAAAUGAGACAAAUUGAGUGGAUGCCCUCAACGCCUUCAACGCCUUCUACCGGCGGCGAAGCAUCGAUGGAGAGGCAGCCAACCACUCCCUUCAAUUAAGAGCGGUUUUGACAAGAGCAAUUGGACAAAUUCAAUUUGCCUCCGAAUCCUCGGAUGUUGAAAUUCCGGUGGCAAUUAAGAAGUGGCUGCAUCCAGGAAUUGUCAAAAAGAUGGGGAAACGGCACAUCGGAUGAGACAAAUGAGUGGAUGCCAAACAAUCCUUAAAUGAAUACUUUUUAAAGGAUUAUUUUUUAUUAGUUUUAAUGUUUUCAUUUUUAGAUAUGAGGAUACAGAGUUCAUAUGUGUGUUACACAGUAUACAGGUAUUACCCAUAGGUUGUUAGUAUAUCUAGUGCCUCUUCUCUAUCCUCCAACCUGCUCAAUGCUUCUGUGCGAGUGCCGUAAUCAUGCUUGUUGAAACAUAAUAAUAAAGGCUCUGUACUCUUAA
Messenger RNA from Alosa alosa (allis shad), 1567 nucleotides. RefSeq lists its product as uncharacterized. The record is from RefSeq and is a predicted model, not a curated record. NCBI's taxonomy places the organism in Eukaryota, Metazoa, Chordata, Actinopteri, Clupeiformes, Clupeidae. The transcript is spliced from 8 exons. The coding region runs from base 113 to 1180 and encodes 355 amino acids.